AUGACGACGUGCGGGAAGUUGAAAGGCGGACUGGGUUUAUUAACUGCAUAUUCCCGGCGCUACCCGACCAUUUAUACUCCGAUGAGAAUAGCCGCUCUCGCCAAAGUAUCAACAACAAAACAGUUAUGUCACAGAGAGUUCUCCUGUACAACUACCUGCAAUGUGAUUCAUAAAAGUCCAUUCCCGGAUAUUCACAUCAAGGAAGAAUCUAUCUCGGAAUAUCUUUUACCAAAAUUUGAGAGAUUUGGAAACAGGACGGCACUUGUUGAUGGCAUUUCCGGGAAAUCGUACACAUAUGUUGAGAUGUAUGAUGCAGUAAUAAAGGUAGCUAGUGGCUUGUACAGGCUGGGGUACAGAAAAGGUGACGUGAUCUGCAUGUGCUCCUCAAACAGUACCGAGUUUGCCCUCCUCAUACUGGCGUGUGUGACCUCGGGGAUCGUACUCACUACCACAAAUCCGACCUACACAUCCGCCGAGCUCGCACGCCAUCUCGGUGAUUCUGGAGCCAUCGGUAUGGUCGUCAUGGCAACCCUAUUGCCGAAGGUCAAGGAGGCUCUUGCAAGUGACAAUAGUUUAAAAACAAUGAUCAGGAACAUUAUAGUGGUAGGAGAGGCUGAAGGAUAUCGUUCGUUCUCAGACCUACUCAACGAUGACGGUUCGUGCUUCCCUGAGAACCUCACAAUUAAUCCCAAAGAAGAUGUUGCACUGUUGCCGUACUCCAGUGGAACUACUGGAUUCCCUAAAGGAGUCAUGUUGACACAUCUGAAUAUUGUAUCAAAUCUUCAACAGAUAAGGGCACAACUUCCUCUCACCGCAGACGACACCAAUAUGUGUCUACUUCCGAUGUUUCACGUGGCAGGCUUGCUUGUUAUUUUAUUUGGAACCUUACAAGAUGGCGGCAAAAUAGUCAUACUACCUCAGUUUGAACCGGAGUCCUUCCUCACAACGAUCCAGCAACACAAGGUGACCUUGCUGUAUAUGGUUCCUCCAAUCGCGUUAUUUCUGGCCAGACAUCCAAUCGUUGACAAGUUUGACAUUUCAAGCGCACGACUACACGUAUGUGCUGCAGCUCCCCUGGGAGAGUUUCUAUGUAAGGAAUAUGAGAACAGAAUGAAGAAACCAAUAUUACAAGGGUAUGGGAUGACAGAAUUGAGUCCUUUUGCUACACUGGACACUAAACCACCUCAUCACUUUGGAACAGUGGGGUUACUUGUACCGAAUUCCAGGGCUAAGAUCGUAUGUCCAGAGACAGGGGGUACUCUCGGACCUGGGGAAACAGGGGAGAUUUGUAUACAGGGACCACAUGUUAUGAAGGGCUAUCUGAAUAACGAGGAAGCUACUAGGGACACUAUCAGGGAAGGCUGGCUUCAUACAGGAGAUUUGGGACUCGUGCGAGACGACGGUUGUUUUAUCAUCGCCGACAGAUUGAAGGAACUCAUCAAAUACAAAGGGCUUCAGGUUGCUCCUGCAGAACUUGAGGAUCUGCUACUAAGACACCCCGGAGUACAGGACGCCGCUGUGGUAGGAGUACCAGACGAGAGGGCUGGAGAAAUACCUCGUGCCUAUAUAGUACCUAAACCAAACAGCAAAGUCACUCCUGAAGACGUAUCCAGAUUUGUUGAAGAGCGUGUUGCUCCGUUCAAGACACUGACAGGAGGAGUAGAGUUCCUCAAAGAAAUACCAAAGUCACCCUCAGGAAAAAUUCUCAGACGAAUUCUACGGGACAUGUCAUGAACUAUCUGUCACAUGAAAAGGACAAAAAUCAGCAAAACUAUUUCCCCCGUGUCCGUAGUUUAAAGGAACCACUUGAAUUUACUUACAAAAAAAAUGGAACCAUAUACAUUGUAAUACAUAUUAAAGCAAAUCACGAGCGAGUCUCUGCCUUUGUGAGGACAAAACUGUACCAUACUUACUUAUUG
This is a messenger RNA of Ylistrum balloti, 1919 nucleotides long. RefSeq lists its product as uncharacterized. The record is from RefSeq and is a predicted model, not a curated record. The transcript is spliced from 11 exons. Lineage: Eukaryota; Metazoa; Mollusca; Bivalvia; Pectinida; Pectinidae. Gene Ontology annotation, molecular function: CoA-ligase activity. The coding region runs from base 1 to 1734 and encodes 577 amino acids.